Messenger RNA from Rattus rattus (black rat), 2335 nucleotides. Its product is annotated as la-related protein 1B-like. Lineage: Eukaryota; Metazoa; Chordata; Mammalia; Rodentia; Muridae. Bases 1040 to 1864 code for a protein of 274 amino acids. The transcript has 7 exons. The record is from RefSeq and is a predicted model, not a curated record. Gene Ontology annotation, biological process: mRNA stabilization. Gene Ontology annotation, molecular function: RNA cap binding.
UAAGUCACAAAGAACUAGUUUCAGAUGUUUUGUGACCCACAGUUUCUAGCUUUCCACAGAUGUUUUCUACCCAUAAUUUUGUCUCUCUAUAAUAAUUAGGGUAUGUUUUUAAAGAGAAGUGAAAUUUAGGUUUCUAUUCCUAAAGAUUGAAUGAAUAACUGAAAAAAAAAGAAACUAUGUGUAAAGUUGGGAUCCUGAACAACUAGCUGGGAACGUUGGAUAGUAUAGAAAAUAAUUUUUUUACAAGAUAUAUACUUGGGGUUCAAGAUAAUAUUUUAACCAACUUAAGAACAAGUAAUUGGGAAUGUUUAGUAAUAUGGAAAUAUUUUUUCCACAAGAUAUCUAAGAUAGGUGAGUCAAGGUGGAGAUGACUUUCCAUUAACCAUUCAUCUAUUAUCAAUAAAAUUGCAAGAGUAAAAAAAUCAAAGUUUUAUAUAUUUUACCCUUUUAACCUAUGUUCAUAUGCAUACAAAAAAGUCAGUGUAAAUAAAUGUCAUGCUAAUGUCAGAUCUUUAUAUUAUAAAGAACAAGCAGAUGCUAAACGAGUGGGAUGCUGGUAGAAUCAUGCUGAUUCACAUUAGCUCGUAGUAAAUCUUCCUCCAUUUCCUAUAAAUCUUCACAUCUGACCUUGCUAGUCUACUUGUAGAUUGCUUGGAGAAUAGUGUGACACUGACACUGGAGAAAGAAACAAGGUGGGACUGUAGACAGCCUUCUUAUGUAACCAUAGGUGGAGAUAAGGAGUGAAGCUUUUAUCUAAUACCCUUUAAUAAAUCAAAUUCAGAGUAUCUUAAUAAUGUUUGAUUAUGUUUCUGUGGCCUUUGUAUGGUAAACUAUUUUAACAUAACUGAUUCUUUUUAUCACAGAAAUUUAAAUAUCUACUUUUUCCUCUUUGGAGGUUGAAUUGUGUAACACGGGUUGGCAUUGCCACUGAGCAGAAGAUCUUAAUCAGCACAAAAGGUUGAUUUUGAGACUGAGUCCACGAAAGAGGAAGACGAGUCACAGCACAACCCCCGCUUUAGAGUGUCACGUUGGGUGGGUGAUGGAUUCCAGGGACCAUGGGCCAAGACCACCCUCUGUCAGCAGUUCAAAUGCUUCACCUUCAGAAGCUGCACCACUCACAGGAAGCUGCAGCUGCAUGCCUCAAUCAUUCCCAAAGUUUGAGCAUCCUUCUCAUGAACUCCUGAAGGAAAAUGGCUUUACCCAACAAGUGUACCAGAAGUAUCGUCGAAGGUGCUUAGGUGAGAGAAAACGCUUGGGAAUUGGACAGUCCCAGGAAAUGAACACCCUCUUUCGUUUCUGGUCCUUCUUCCUCAGAGACCACUUCAAUAGGAAAAUGUAUGAGGAAUUUAGACAACUUGCUUGGGAAGAUGCAAAAGAGAAUUACAGGUAUGGGUUAGAAUGUCUGUUCAGGUUUUAUAGUUAUGGACUGGAAAAAAAAUUCAGACAAGAAAUUUUUAAGGAUUUUCAAGAAGAAACCAAAAAAGACUACGAAUCUGGUCAGCUGUAUGGACUGGAAAAAUUUUGGGCCUAUCUGAAAUAUUCUCAAUCUAAGACCCAGUCUAUUGACCCGAAACUUCAGGAAUACCUCUGCAGUUUUAAGAAGUUAGAAGACUUCCGUGUUGAUCCCCCUACCAGUGAGGAAUUUGGAAGAAAAAGACAUCCAUCUACUUCUGGGGAGGAGAGUAGUCACCACACACUUCCGUCCCACUGUUCAACACCACCAAGUGCUGCUGAGCCUGCAUCUGCCAGGGAGCUGCAGUCCCAACAAGGAUGCGCAGGAGAAAGGCACAGGAGCCCAGUGACAAUUCACAGUGACAGUGCGGCCUUGGCCUCUAGGGGUGAAGCACCAGGGAAGCGAUGCUGACACAAAAGUCAUGCGUUCUUGAAGUCAGCAUUGGCUUCAAUGUGUAUGCGGGUAGAUCUUCGGAUGUUUAAUUGUGAUAAUCAGAAAAACAAAAAGGAAAAAAGAUUGUGUCCUUUUUUCCUAGCAAGAUGAAUUCCCCAUGUUUUCUCUGAUUCCACAAACAAGGCCUGGUUAACCUUAGGAUCCUGUGGGACCUUUGCCGUCAGGUUUCCUUGAAGGGCACUGUUUACAAGAAUUCCUUUAUUACAUUUAAACACACACAGGAACACCUGACGUUCCGGCACAUUCCUCUUACAGGAGAUACAGGGUGUUGUAGUCAUCUACAGAGUCAGUCGUCUCCCUGCUCAUCCCUGUUUGAACAUGUCAAAAGCAAGGGGGGUUAUGUACAUAGGUUUUAAAUUCAGAAACGGAUAUGAAACAUACUUUUAUUUUUUCUUGUAUAUACUUAAUUUGAAGGAGAUUUUCCUUUCC